This is a messenger RNA of Porites evermanni, 894 nucleotides long. Lineage: Eukaryota; Metazoa; Cnidaria; Anthozoa; Scleractinia; Poritidae. The record is from the annotation of a GenBank genome assembly.
AUGGCGAACAAGCGCAUGGUUUACGUUGGAGGAUUAGCUGAAGAAGUUGACGAAAAAGUCCUCCAUGCUGCCUUCAUUCCAUUUGGAGACAUCACAGAUGUACAAAUACCGAUGGAUUACUCAAGUCAGAAGCACCGAGGCUUUGGAUUUGUUGAGUUUGAACUAGCAGAGGAUGCAGCUGCCGCCAUCGACAACAUGAAUGAAACUGAACUUUUUGGGCGCACAGUCCGUGUUAAUAUUGCUAAGCCUAUGAAAAUAAAAGAAGGGUACAGCCGUGCAGUGUGGAGUGAAGAUAACUGGCUUAAAAAAUACGCAGGAAAGACCGUGGAAGACUCCGAAAUGAAAGAUGCUGAAGAGCAAAGCCAAGAGGCUACUGGCGAAGAAGGAACGGUGAAAAAGAAAGGGAAUCCUCGCGUUUUCUUGGAUAUAACCAUCGGGGGGCGUCAUGCAGGACGUGUAACCAUUGAACUAAGGCAUGAUGUUGUCCCAAUGACUGUAGAAAACUUUCGCUCUCUCUGCACUCACGAGAAAGGGUUUGGAUACCGAGGAAGUAUAUUCCAUAGGGUCAUUCCGCAAUUCAUGCUUCAAGGCGGAGAUUUUACUAAACACGAUGGUACUGGGGGAAAGUCCAUUUAUGGUCAGAAAUUUGCGGAUGAGAACUUUGUGCUCAAGCAUACUGGUGCUGGUGUAUUAUCUAUGGCUAACUCUGGCCCUAACACAAACGGAUCUCAGUUUUUCAUCACCACUGAAAAAACCGACUGGUUGGAUGGAAAACAUGUUGUUUUUGGUCAUGUUAUUGAUGGACUGGAUGUAGUAAGGAAAGUUGAAGCAACUGGUUCAAAGGGUGGUAAAACAAGCAAGAAAGUUGUGAUUGAAGAUUGUGGGGAGUUGUAA